Molecule: messenger RNA, 3415 nt
Organism: Carassius auratus (goldfish)
Lineage: Eukaryota; Metazoa; Chordata; Actinopteri; Cypriniformes; Cyprinidae
Product: frizzled-10-B-like
Exons: 1
Coding region: 940-2682 (580 amino acids)
Biological process (GO): non-canonical Wnt signaling pathway; canonical Wnt signaling pathway
Cellular component (GO): membrane
Molecular function (GO): Wnt-protein binding; transmembrane signaling receptor activity
Source: RefSeq, a predicted model, not a curated record
GGAGAGAAAAGGGACACAUCUCGAGUGGAAAGCCACGGAAUCCUUUUGGUCGCGUUCGGCGAGAGAUUUCUCGCUGACUUGCGCCGAAAAGUGUAUCGUAAAUCAUCAGAGGGAUUUCGUCGGGGGGGAGAAAACAACAACAAAUGGCCAGUGAGUAAUUUACUGUGAUCUUGUGGUAAAAUGGUGACGAGGAUUUGAGGUCUACACAGCCAGUUCCGCACGGUUUAAGGAUAAUCAGUGUGUCAGUUUGGGCUUUCUUAUGUAAAGCAGCUGUCUUUGAAGGCGGAUCUUUUGGCAGGUUGGUUCAGGACGGUGGCAGAGGAGCUCAGACACAGACCGCGCGCGAGGCAGCGAGCAACUCUUGACGGAGCAGCGGAGUGUGACACGAGCUGAAGUGAAUAUUCUCACGUUUAUCGAGCGGAUUCAUUCAUUCAUUUUCAGAUGACUGCGAUAAAACGACGCCGUGCCUUCAGUUUGUUUAGUUUGGAUAGACUUUGCGGAGGAAGAAUGUGGAAAAUAACGCGAGAGCGAGUUGAAAAGUAAGUGUAGUUUCUUGAGGGAAACGGAACGUCAACAUUAUCUCACAGGAGAAGACCAAAAGAGUUUCAGAAGAAGGAAUUAUAAUUUGUGGACUGGGAAUUGAACAUAAACUCUGUGAAACCUCUCUAUGAUGAAGGCUUUCUAAUACUUAUAUUUCCAAAAAAUCUUACUUUUGAACUGGACUGGUUGUUUGGAGUCUGAGUUACUGACUCAGUUCCAUUAAUUCGCAAAGGAAAACAAAUUCAUCCUCACCUUGCUCAAUUUUCUGGGAUACAAUUAUUUUUUUAGUAAACCGAAUAAAAUUAUAAAGAGUGAUAAUGAAGCAACUUUUCUAGUAAAAAAUACAGAGCUUUUUUUUUUAAAGACGAUCCCUGUUACGUGAAUUUAUAUUAAAAGACAAUGUUUGCUGCCACUUUUGGACUCAGCCUUGUGCUGCUGUGCAUUGUCGGGUUUUGUUCUGCUAUCAGCUCCAUCGACCCAGACCGGCCAGGUGAAGGAAGAUGCCAAGAGAUCGCCAUUCCACUCUGUAAGGACAUUGGCUACAACUUGACAGUUAUGCCGAACUUAAUGGGACAUGAAGAUCAAAGUGAGGCAGCCAUAAAGCUGCACGAGUUUGCUCCGCUGAUUGAGUUCGGCUGCCACAGUCAUCUGAAGUUUUUCUUGUGCUCGCUCUACGCUCCCAUGUGCACGGAGCAGGUAUCCACACCCAUCCCAGCGUGCCGCGUAAUGUGUGAGCAGGCAAGGCAGAAGUGUUCUCCAAUCAUGGAGCAGUUUAACUUCCACUGGCCUAAGUCACUAGACUGUUCCAGACUGCCAAAUAAAAACGACCCCAAUUAUCUCUGUAUGGAGGCACCCAACAAUGGCACCGACGAGCCCCCAAAAGGCUCCCACACACAGCCACCAGACUCCCGACCCCCUCGGCCAGGUAACAGCCAAGAACUGCCAAUAAAGGAAAGGGUCGGUAAGACGACAUGCAGCAAUCCUGGAAAGUUUCAUUAUGUUCAGAAGAGCGAGUCCUGUGCUCCCAAGUGUUACUCCAAUGUUGAUGUGUACUGGAGCAAGGGUGACAAGCGCUUCUCCAUGGUGUGGAUUGCCAUCUGGUCCAUCCUGUGCUUCAUCUCCAGUGCCUUUACCGUCCUCACCUUCCUCAUCGAUCCACAGCGCUUCAAGUACCCCGAGCGACCCAUUAUCUUCUUGUCUAUGUCUUAUUGUGUCUACUCUGUGGGCUUUCUUAUAAGACUUUUCGUGGGGGUGGAAAAUGUGGCCUGUGACCGUGAUGGUGGCGUUCAGUACAUUAUCCAGGAAGGCUUGGAAAGCACUGGCUGCACUAUAGUCUUCCUCAUUCUUUAUUACUUCGGAAUGGCCAGUUCCCUGUGGUGGGUUAUUCUGACUCUCACAUGGUUCCUCGCAGCUGGGAAAAAAUGGGGUCAUGAGGCCAUCGAAGCCAACAGCAGCUACUUCCAUCUAGCGGCAUGGGCCAUACCAGCUAUUAAGACCAUCAUGAUCCUGGUUAUGAGGAAGGUAGCGGGAGAUGAGCUCACAGGGGUCUGCUAUGUGGGCAGCAUGGAUGUCAAAGCCUUGACGGGUUUUGUUCUUAUUCCCCUCUCUUGCUACCUCAUUAUUGGCACUUCCUUUCUGCUCUCAGGGUUUGUGGCGCUCUUUCACAUCCGUAAGGUCAUGAAGACCGAAGGAGAGAAUACGGAUAAGCUGGAGAAGCUGAUGGUUCGGAUCGGUGUCUUCUCUGUGCUCUACACGGUCCCCGCCACUUGCGUCAUCGCCUGCUAUUUUUACGAGCGUCUCAACAUGGAUUAUUGGAAAAUUCUAGCAGGAGAGCAGAAGUGCACUGAGGACAGUAAGAGCGGCGAGGAGUGUGUGAUGAAGAGCUCCAUCCCGGCUAUGGAGAUCUUCAUGGUUAAGAUUUUUAUGUUGCUGGUGGUGGGCAUCACCAGUGGCAUGUGGAUCUGGACCUCUAAAACGCUACAGUCGUGGCAAAAUGUUUUCAGCCGCAAACUUAAAAAGAAGACUAGGAGGAAGGCUGCAUGUGUUUUCACAGGAAGUGGACCUUACCUCAAGCCUCAUCCUGCACUGAAAGGACAUAAAGCCAAGUAUGAACCGGCCGGUCCUCCUGCGACCUGUGUAUGAGCUGGGCCUCUAUACACAUACAAACGGCCAAGAAAUUAAGUAAAUGCUGGACUUUAACGAACUGCUUUACAAAGAGACAAGCCAGCAAAGGACACAACCAUGACCGUAUUUAUUGUAGGCAAAUUUCAGAUGCAACGUCCCCAACAGGUUUUUUUAGUUCUUGGUGCUUGUACUACAUCUGAAACUUUGCAUACUUUGGGGACAGUUUUGUGAAACAAAGAAAACGGGAGCGAGACCCUAUUACUGUCAUUGGGAUGCCUGUAUCAUGUCAUGUGCAAUAGUUGUUUCCCUUAGUGACAGAGAGAAAGGGACUCUGAUACUGUAGGGCUGUGAUUAAAGACAAUGAAAGGACUCAACAAACAAUGGGUGUGAAUGGCUCGGGGAAAAGCGGCUCCUCCAUGGCGUAGUCGUGUGGCUUUUCUAUGGAAAUGAAGGCCGUGUCAUACACAACUGCAUUGACAUUGGAGUGCAGCUGCUCAAUAAGGCCUCGGCAGAGAAUGAACUGCCUAUUUUUAGGCCUUUUCAUGGAACAAAGUAAAUCUUUAAGCACUAAAUAUUGCCAACACAAAGAGAGAAACUUGUUAUUUGAGUUGUUUUGUACAGUCAGUUCAUGCCCUCUGGUCUGUUUUGUUAUACCAAGCUCUUUUUAAUGUCCUACAUUCAUUUGUGUAUAUUUCUAAAGGUUCAUAUUUUAUAAGAAUAAAUAAAAGAAUUUAGUUUUAAAUCUCUGAAA